This is a messenger RNA of Condylura cristata (star-nosed mole), 1824 nucleotides long. RefSeq names its product RAS (RAD and GEM)-like GTP binding 2 (gene REM2). The record is from RefSeq and is a predicted model, not a curated record. NCBI's taxonomy places the organism in Eukaryota, Metazoa, Chordata, Mammalia, Eulipotyphla, Talpidae. Gene Ontology annotation, molecular function: GTP binding; calcium channel regulator activity; GTPase activity. The transcript is spliced from 5 exons. Bases 80 to 1096 code for a protein of 338 amino acids. Gene Ontology annotation, cellular component: plasma membrane.
GGGUGGUAUUAAAGGGAAAAGCUGACAGUGCUGCUGAGUGAGGGAACGGGUGCUGCAAGCAGACAGCACACGCACAUCGAUGCACACAGACACUGACAUGGACACGGACACAGAAACCACAGCACUCUGUCCCUCCGGCAGCCACCAGGCUUCCCCGCCAGGGACUCCCAGACCAGAAACAGAUGCCACACUGCUAAAGAAGCCAGAGAAACUGUUGGCAGGGUUGGACCUGGGUGGACCAUCCCCUACUCCAGGGGCCCCCCGAAGAAGAGGCAGUAUGCCUGUGCCCUACAAGCACCAGCUGCGACGGGGCCAGGCUGUAGAUGAACUUGACUGGCCACCUCAAGCCUCGUCCUCUGGCUCUUCUGACUCCUUGGGCUCAGGAGAGGCAGCGCCCACCCAAAAGGAUGCCAUUUUCAAGGUCAUGCUGGUGGGGGAGAGCGGCGUGGGAAAGAGCACGCUGGCAGGCACUUUUGGUGGUCUCCAGGGAGACAGUGCUCAUGAGCCAGAGAACCCAGAGGAUACCUAUGAGAGACGCAUCAUGGUGGAUAAGGAGGAAGUUACUCUAGUUGUUUAUGACAUCUGGGAACAGGGGGAUGCAGGGGGGUGGCUGCGGGACCACUGCCUUCAGACCGGGGAUGCCUUUCUCAUCGUCUUCUCAGUCACUGACCGAAGGAGCUUCUCCAAAGUUCCAGAGACCCUACUUCGCCUCAGGGCUGGGAGGCCCCACCAUGACCUGCCUGUCAUAAUCGUUGGGAACAAGAGCGACCUGGCCCGCUCCCGGGAGGUCUCACUGGAGGAGGGCCGCCACCUGGCAGGGACACUGAGCUGCAAACACAUCGAGACGUCUGCUGCUCUGCACCACAACACGAGGGAGCUCUUCGAAGGCGCUGUGCGCCAGAUCCGGCUGCGGCGGGGUCGGAGCCACCUGGGGGGCCAGCGGCCGGAGUCGGGCAGUCCUGAGGGCCCCGCGCCGCCCACGCGCCGGGAGAGCCUCACCAAGAAGGCGAAGCGCUUCCUUGCCAACCUAGUGCCGCGCAAUGCCAAGUUCUUAAAGCAGCGCUCUAGGUCCUGUCACGACCUUUCCGUGCUCUGAGCUGCGGUCGCCAUGGUCACCGCGGUCGCCAUGGUCACCGCGGCCUCUGUUCGCCCCCUUCGCCCCGCCCCGCCCUGCCCUGUCCGGCUUCCUUUGUGAAGACCGUCUAGAAAACCAAAAACUCCCAGGAUGCCCUGGCGUGCCUGCGGAGGGGGCUGUCCCCCACCCCUGCCACCACGCGUCCUCAAUACCUCUGGGCCCCAGAACGCCUGGAAGCCGGGGACGCAGACCUGUAGGGGGCGGCAGGUCUGGAAGGAAAUAGUUCUGCAAGGUGUUUUGUUUCUUAAUUUGCACCUGACCACCUCUUCUGUAAAGAAGCGGGAACUGGAGAAUUGCUUUGUAGCUCCUUUACAGCUGUCCAUCUUUGUACUCUGCACAAAUAAGCCUCACCUUUAAGAGAUUCAUAAAGGUAAAGACGUGGAUAUCGUUCCCAGAGACUCUGCCCUUAACAUUCCGGCUUUAUCUGCUGUAUCAGUCCACUUUACCUUUAAGAAGUCCUUAAAGUCAAGGGCCUGGAAGUGCCAUUUUUGAGAACUGAUUCUGUGACCUGCCAUUAUACCGUUAUACCACUGCACUUCCCCUUUAAGGUUAUUAAAAGUAAGGUGUGGACAGACUUUCUGCCUUCAGCUGUGCAGAGUGAAGAGCCAGCUGGUGGUAACUCCCCUUUGGCUUGGCCCCGGAGGCACCGCAAGGGGGCCACCCUUACCUUUUCAAUAAAGAAUUUUUCU